AAAUUUAAUGACCGCAAGGCAACAAUCUAAUUUAUGUGAGGUAGGUUUAGAUAAUCCGCUCUAUUUUCGCACCAUUUAUUCCCGCGAAAACCACUUUCCUCCUCUCAAAUAAAAUUUGUCACCGUCAUUCAUCAUUUUACCCCCGAUUCUACUAUAGGCGUAUUCAUUCUUAGUUCGAGAUUAAUGGAUAGUAAGGUAAUUACCUAAUUAGUAUUCUUAUUUAUUGUGUGUGUAUAUAUAGAUCUGAGAAUGCAGCUAUGAAGCUCAUCCCAUAAGCCUUUCUCAUACAUAUUUGCCCUGCAUAGCAGGGAAGGGACUGGGCAAAAUCACACACACACACAUAUAUAUACAUACCAAAAUGACGGGAUUCAAUCCGGCUUACGACGUCGACGUCGCCGACGAAAUCCUGCCGCCGCCGCCUCUGAACGCCGAGAAGAUGCAGAGGAAGAAGAAGAAGAGCGGCGCCUUUGGCAUAUUCAGGGCGGCGCUGAACAUUCUGCGCAAGCGCACCGGCGAAAAGGAGGCGGCGACGAUGAAGAAGGAGAAGAGCAACGGCGGCGGCGAAUGGAAGAAUAUCGUCCAGUCGAUGAGGCCGCUGCACGUGCCGGCGUCUCCGUCGCGCGGCGGAUUUGACGGAACGGCUUCACCGGCGCCGUCGUGCUCGGGUUCGUCGUGCGGAACGAUGAGCCAGUACGCAUCGGCGACGAAUCUGCGGGAUCUGUGCAACGAGGAUGAGGAAGAGCAGCGAGAUCCGGAUGAGGUGUUCGACGCGAUUGACGGAGAUGAGUUGAUCGACGCCAAGGCGGAGGAAUUCAUCUCUCGAUUUUACAAAUCGAUUCACCACCAGAACUCGAUCCACCGUCAGGAUAGGGGAGUUUAAUUAAUCAAAUUUCCAUCUGCUUUGACUUGUGUUGGAGGCGAGCAUUCAGUAGAAAAGGAAUGCUUCAUUUGAUUCAUAUUUAGCACACAUAUACAUAUAUAUGUAUAUAUGUCUGUGUGUGUGUAUAACGUACACGAACUCGACGUAUACACGUAGGUAUGUGCGUGGUUUGUCCAUCACUGUAUUUCACAUGAUCGUAACAUGAAUAAACUCGUAUACACAUUACAUACUAA
Molecule: messenger RNA, 1113 nt
Organism: Salvia splendens (bonfire salvia)
Lineage: Eukaryota; Viridiplantae; Streptophyta; Magnoliopsida; Lamiales; Lamiaceae
Exons: 1
Coding region: 359-880 (173 amino acids)
Source: RefSeq, a predicted model, not a curated record